AUGGCGCCACGCACGCAAUUGGAGAUCACUACUUCGUCUGUCUUGCGCCUGGUUAAGGAAGAAGCGUCUUACCACCGCGAAUUGCAGGAUCAAACAGAACGAAUUAAGAAACUAGAGAGUGAACAGGGCGGUGAUGAGAACAAAGAGUAUAUGUUGAGGCAGGAGCGUCUUGUACUCGAAGAAACCAAGAAGGUCCUACCAAGUUUGAAACAGAAGAUCGAAGAAUCGAUAAGGAAGCUUCAGAGUCUCCUGACUGAGGAGGGCAACAAAGGACCUGAGAGCAAUGUCGAGCAUAUCAAUGCUGCCAAGGACGCUAUUUCAAAGGCCAGGACGGCAGAGAGAGAGAUCGCUUGA
Molecule: messenger RNA, 354 nt
Organism: Aspergillus bombycis
Lineage: Eukaryota; Fungi; Ascomycota; Eurotiomycetes; Eurotiales; Aspergillaceae
Product: putative tubulin-specific chaperone Rbl2
Exons: 3
Coding region: 1-354 (117 amino acids)
Biological process (GO): tubulin complex assembly; post-chaperonin tubulin folding pathway
Cellular component (GO): cytosol; microtubule cytoskeleton
Molecular function (GO): beta-tubulin binding
Source: RefSeq, a predicted model, not a curated record